AUGUUGCAAUCCAGGCCCCCAAGUGUCUUUGAAAAGGACGACGAACCAUUCAUCCCAGCCUUGUUAUCACAUGUUGCCCGAUACUUUAGAAGAGAUGUGCCACUGAGCACACAUACCAAGGAUAUGGUGAACUACAAGGACAGCUUCACAGGAAAGGAAGCGGUCGAGGUCCUAUGUAAAAUGCUCAACACCAAAGACAGAGGUUUGGCAUUGAUUGUUGGCCGAGCUUUACAAGCCCAGAGAUUCUUUCAUGAUGUCACAUACAAUAAUACGUUGAGAGAUUCGACGAAUGAACAGUACAAGUUCGAGUCAGCGCUAGCACCGCUAGGUGCAACAGAUUCUCAAGACUCAACAGCUCCUUCCGCUCCCACUGGUGUCUUGACCUAUUUGGCGAAUUGCUAUUCGCCAACUUGUGGUGAGGACUGUUACUCCGAAACAUGUCGACAAAAGAGAGAGAACAAACGAGUUGGUAGUCAACAGCUGGAACGUAGUGAAACCUCGUUCUUUGGAGAUGAUGAGCUAUUUGUAGAAGAAACGGAAUUCUGGUCCACAUCGGUCUCCCAGGAGAUUAGAGAGUCUGUUUCCGAAAACGAACGAAAGAGACAAGAAGCUAUCUUUGAAAUCAUAGCCAAGGAACGAGAGUAUGUCGCUGACUUGGAACUCGUCAAGAAUACCAUCAUCCAUCCUCUCCGUGAAUCCAUGGAAAUCUUUCCUACCGCCACCAAAGAAAAGAUUAUUACUGACAUGUUCCUAAACAUGGAAGAGUUGUUCGAUAUUAACUUUGGCUUUCUUCGCAAGUUGGUUCAACGACAACGAACCAAUCCUGUCGUAGAUGCUAUAGGUGACAUCUUCUUGUCGAUGCCCUCUGAUCCUGUUGGUGGAGCUUAUAUGUAUUAUGGUUCAAAUCAAGUGUUUGCUGAAAACACAUAUAGAUUGGAGAGAGCACAGAAUCCAAGUUUCAACAAUUUCAUUGAGGCCGUCGAACGCGAACCAGCUCUUCGAAAGUUGUCUGUCUUGAGCUUUCUUGGUAGACCAACACAACGAAUGGGUCGAUAUAUUCUCUUAUUGGAGGGUGUAUUGAAACGUACUCCAGAAAACCAUCCCGAUGUCACGGCAAUACCACGUGCGAGGGAUUCUAUCAAAGCUCUUAUGCAUGAAAUCAACAUCAAAACGGGAGAGGCUGUGGAUGCUUUAAAGCUGAAGCAGUUAUCUGAACAGUUGUCUUUCAAGCGAGACAAGAUGGACAUGGACGAUUUGCGCUUGACUGAACCAGGUCGCAAGAUCUUACGAGAAGGCCAAUUUAUGUAUCGUAAAGAGACAGGUGUCAAGGUCCAACUCACAGUAUUCUUGUUUGACCACCUUUUGCUGAUGGCCAAAGAGAGAUAUCGAGCUUACGGAUACAAGGUCCACAAGAUGCCAAUACCAUUAGAGUUGCUAGUUCUUCCAUCGGAAUCGUCGGUAGCAAUGGGUGGGAGCAAAAGAGCCUCAGGGAGAUUCGGUUCUCCUAUACCCUCAAAAGGAUCUCUAAGCGACGUGGCCUCAUUUACGACUAGUAGCAGCAAGUCAAUGUCAUCGAAAGCCUCUUCAGUCACGCAAAUGAUUGAACCGACAGAUGCAACCAAGUUUCCCUUCACGUUCGCUCAUCUAGGUAGACCUUCUGUAAUAUAUACCCUAUAUUCCAAUACCGAAGUUGAUCGUCUCACGUGGCGGGAUGCCAUUCAAACUCAACAAGAUACCCUACUAAAAGAUAAGAAAGUGUUUGAUCUGGUUGUAUUAGACGAUGGAGGUUUCAGGACAUCCAAUCGCGUCCUAUCGUCUGCUGUAUUUGGUCGUAAACUCGUAUUAGGCACCGAGAAAGGAUUGUAUAUCGGAGAGGACGGAUCUUGUGUUGCCAAAGUGACUACAGAACUGCCAUCUGCAUUUACCAAGAUACUCGACUUGGAUCGUAUCACACAGGUUGACGUAUUGAUUGACUUUAAUAUCGUAUUGGUAUUGCAAGGACGAGAAGGCAAUCUAUUGGUCUUCCCGUUAUCAUUACUUGAUACGCCUGACGUCGAUCUCGUGGCUGCGGCUGCUACUGGACAACGAGUUGAUGUUCAUAUUGCAUUCUUCAAAGUAGGAGUCAGUUUGGACAAGACUUUGGUGUGUACUGUAAAAACACAGACUCUUCAAACUACAAUCAAAGUGUUGGAACCAAUUCAAACUGGUAAAAAGAAGAAGGGCAGGUGGUUCUUGUCUGGAAGUAAUGAUGCUUUGAAAGUGUAUCAAGAGUUUUAUAUACCCGCUGACUCCACUUCGAUACAUUUCCUCAAAACCAAGAUAUGUGUCGGCUGCAAUAAGGGCUUUGAAGUGAUUGAUUUGACGACACUAGAUACCAUUGGGUUGUUGGAUCCUCAGGAUGCUUCUUUAGACUUUGUUUUGAGCAAAGACGCUUUGAAGCCUAUGUCCAUGUUUAGGUUGAAGGAUGGAGAGUUCUUGUUGUGCUAUGAUGAAUUUGGGUUCUACGUGGAUCGUCUGGGACGAAGAAGCCGUCCUGAUGUGCUGGUGAAUUGGACAGGCUGUCCCACGUCUUUUGCAUAUUCUGCUCCAUAUUUACUUGCAUUUGAUCCCUCAUUUAUUGAAGUUCGCAAUGCUCUUACUGGUCAACUACAGCAAAUCAUUCCCGCCACAUCGUUGCGAUCUUUGGCUACAGAACCUGAUCGAAUUCACGGUGUCAUGUCCAACCCGUUUGGGAACGACAUUGUAUUUGCCAUCAGACCCAUCGCCUCGUCAUGA
Synchytrium microbalum is the source of this 2775-nucleotide messenger RNA. RefSeq lists its product as uncharacterized. The coding region runs from base 1 to 2775 and encodes 924 amino acids. The record is from RefSeq and is a predicted model, not a curated record. Gene Ontology annotation, molecular function: guanyl-nucleotide exchange factor activity. Gene Ontology annotation, biological process: intracellular signal transduction. NCBI's taxonomy places the organism in Eukaryota, Fungi, Chytridiomycota, Chytridiomycetes, Synchytriales, Synchytriaceae. The transcript has 13 exons.